AUGGAUUCACUUUCAAAGACACUCAACAACCUCUCGCUUUACGAUGUGAAGCACUAUGUCCGGAAGGCACAGAAUGCAGUGCUUAAUCUGAGUGAUAUGGAGGCCAAGGUGCGUGAGGCAACCAAUAAUGAGCCUUGGGGAGCCUCAUCUUCACGCAUGGCAGAAAUUGCCAGAGGUACGUUUAAUUAUAAGGACAGAGAGGAAAUAUGCAACAUGAUCUUUCGGAGAUUUACGGAGAAGUCUGCACACGAGUGGCGGCAGAUAUACAAGGCUUUACAAUUGAUGGAAUACUUGGUUAAGCAUGGAUCCGAGAGGUUUGUGGAUGACGCCAGGGCAAAUGUGAAUUUAGUGUCAAUGCUAAAGUCGUUCCACUACAUCGACUCCAAGGGUGUCGACCAGGGAAUAAAUGUGAGAAACAGAGCCAGAGAAUUGUCAUCUUUGCUUGGUGAUGAGGGUCGGAUUAGGCAGGAACGUAGAAAAGCAAAGACUAACGCCAAGAAAUUCGGCGGUGUGUCUUCAAACACAUAUUCAUCGAGUUCUGCAACCGGCCGCCCGGGCCACAGGUCUUCUUUUGGCGAUGGCGAUGCAUACGAGACGAGAAUAUUCGGUGAUGGAGGUGUUUAUGGUCGUAGACUUGGUGAUACGGCUGCAGAAGAGCAUUAUACCUCAUAUGAGGCGGCAAGAAAUCAUACCAGGCAUUCCUCCAGUGCCAAGGCUGGUCGUCCGACUGUGAAAACAACAAAAACAAACGCUUCGGCCACAUCUUCGGCUGCUCCAGCUUUGGAUUUGGUCAAUUUUGACGAGGAACAGACUGCAGAGUAUAAAGUUCCAGAAUCCGGCUUGAAGACACAGGCUGGCAGCAGCAGUAAAAAAGACGAUGACGACGACUUUGAUGAUGACUUUGACGACUUCCAGUCGGCGCCAACCAACACGGGAGGUGCUCCAGUAAAGAAAGAGCAGGGUCUUGCUGAUAUUUUGGCUUCUUCAUACAGCACCCCUGCAAAAAGUAACUCGGGAAGCGUUUCACAGCCAGCCCAGGGUUCUCUGCCACUAUUUUCUGAGUUUAACAGUGCGGCUCAGCCACAAAAGAGCUUGCCGAAGAAGCAGGAUGACAUCUUCGGGUCUCUUUUGGCCUCGGCAAAGACUACUGCUACUUCCGGAAGAAAUAGCACUGGAUUAAACUCAAGCUGGCAGCCUGCAAAGAACACCAAGCCAACUCAAGCUCAACCUGUGGCUCAGCAGACCCAGCAAUCAGCCAGUGGCCAAUCAAACGGCGAUUCGUUUGAUUUACUUGACUUGUAA
Molecule: messenger RNA, 1302 nt
Organism: Brettanomyces bruxellensis
Lineage: Eukaryota; Fungi; Ascomycota; Pichiomycetes; Pichiales; Pichiaceae
Exons: 1
Coding region: 1-1302 (433 amino acids)
Biological process (GO): endocytosis; Golgi to endosome transport
Cellular component (GO): endosome; plasma membrane; clathrin vesicle coat
Molecular function (GO): phospholipid binding; clathrin binding
Source: RefSeq, a predicted model, not a curated record